GCUGUUGUGAUUGGCCAAUUUCUCUCCGAUACGUCUGACGUCAGAUCCAGUCAUCCGAUCCGUCUUCAUCAGUUUUGAUGCGAAAGGGGAAGUUGGGAGGAACCGAGAGGAAGAUCUGGGAGUGAGUGUUUGAGAAGCACCUCUUGACUUCAGUACAGGAGAUUGGGCUCAGGGUCAUGGCUGGAAGAGGUGGAGCAACGAGACCUAAUGGGCCGAACGGCGGCAACAAAAUCUGUCAAUUCAAACUAGUGCUUUUGGGGGAAUCUGCUGUGGGGAAGUCAAGUCUAGUCCUUCGCUUUGUAAAAGGACAGUUUCACGAGUUUCAGGAAAGCACAAUAGGAGCUGCCUUCUUGACUCAGACAGUAUGUUUGGAUGACACAACAGUGAAGUUUGAGAUCUGGGAUACAGCUGGCCAGGAGCGCUACCACAGUCUGGCCCCAAUGUAUUACAGAGGAGCACAGGCGGCCAUAGUGGUGUAUGACAUUACGAAUGAGGAAUCAUUUACACGUGCGAAAAACUGGGUGAAAGAGCUUCAAAGACAAGCCAGUCCAAAUAUUGUAAUAGCUUUGGCUGGAAACAAGGCAGACCUUGCCAACAAGAGAGCGUUGGACUUUCAGGAUGCACAGUCAUAUGCAGAGGACAACAGUUUGCUCUUUAUGGAAACAUCGGCAAAGACUUCAAUGAACGUGAACGAGAUUUUCAUGGCCAUUGCAAAGAAACUGCCGAAGAACGAGCCCCAGCCUGCAGGUGCCAACACGGGACGCAACAGAGGUGUGGAUCUGACAGAAACGGCACAGCCCACGAAAGGUCCCUGCUGUAGCACCUAAACGCCGCCGCUCCUCGCCUCCUAACCAACCGCAUCACAUCCGGACACGGGGCUCCUCCUUCCAAACCUCGCUCCGUGGAUUAGCUAAAGACUCUGUAUAGCUGGGUUUCUAAUACUUUUUUUUACUUUUUAUUUUUAAGAAAAUAUAUGUAAAUCUGCAGUCUUACUGGAUGCAUGUAUCACUACAAAAGCUAAAUACACAUUUUAACUUAA
Messenger RNA from Rhinichthys klamathensis goyatoka, 1039 nucleotides. RefSeq names its product RAB5A, member RAS oncogene family, b (gene rab5ab). NCBI's taxonomy places the organism in Eukaryota, Metazoa, Chordata, Actinopteri, Cypriniformes, Leuciscidae. The record is from RefSeq and is a predicted model, not a curated record. Gene Ontology annotation, molecular function: GTP binding; GTPase activity. The transcript has 6 exons. The coding region runs from base 177 to 827 and encodes 216 amino acids.